GUCCAUUUAACUGAAACGAAAGGAAUAAAUACAUGGUCGUUAUACAAAAUGCUUUAAUAUAUUUAAUUUUGCCAAAGAGGACAUAUAAGUUUAAAUGCCAUAAUUCUUGAUUAUAUUCAACAAGAAAAGCUUGAUUAAGGUUACAAAACCUUAAUUGUAACACUAUAUUGUAUAUAUUUUUAAAACAGUAUAUUAUAUAUAUAAGUAUAUGUAAUUAUCUUACUUGCUGUUACCAGUAUUAAAAUGAAUACUGUACUGAACCACAAGAAGAAAUUUCUAGCGCUUGGCUUGGCAAUAGCUGGUGCAAUUUAUGUGAACAGAAAACACAAGGGGACUAGAAGGGUAUGUGGCGUUGACUAUCCAUACAAUACGGUUAUUCUUCAUACAUGGCCACGCGUGAAAUUUGUCCCAAAUAUGGAUCCAUUCUCCAUGAAGCUAGAGACAUACCUAAGAAUUAACCAAAUUCCAUAUCAGAUGGAUGAAAAUCAUGAAAAUGGACCAGACAAUAAAUCGUGUUUACCUUGGAUCGAAUACAACGGUAAGAGGAUGGCUGGCUCACAGAUGAUUAUAAAGUACUUAUCAGAUAUAUGGGAUAAGGAUUUAAAUGAACACCUACCCUUGGAAGACAAGGAAAAGGCUACUGAGAUACAGACUUGGCUUGAGGAACACACAUACUGGGUGCAUUACCAUUUGCGUUGGUACGUAUUUUGGGAUGAUAUGCUCAUCAAUAUGUUCAAAUGCCCGGCAAUAGUCAACAAAUUCGUAAGAGGACUAGCAAGAUGGUAUCAGAAGAAGCUGACAGAAGAAGCUGGCAUUGGUUGCCAUAGCGAUGAGGAGGUGAAAGAUAUGUUGGUAGAAGAUCUUAGGAAGUUCUCUGAUACGCUUGGGGACAAAAAGUUCAUCAUGGGUGACACUAUAAGUGAGGUCGAUUGUGCUGCAUUUGGUAUUCUGUCACAGGUGCGAUGGUGCUCACCUGCAGAGUGUCCGGGAUAUCAACUUCUUACAGGCGGUGAAAUGCAGAAUGUUAUGGACUACCUUGACAGAAUAAGGGAAAUGUAUUGGUCAGACUGGGACGAAAUUAUGAAAACAGCCAAAUGUAAAAUUUGAAUUAUUUUGCUUAGAUAAAUGAAAUACACCUUUCAUCUAAAUCUUAGAAUUGCCACGAAAGGGACAUUUGUGGUGACAGCUGGCGCUUAUAGACAGGUCGUUGGUGAAAUUGUGAACUGUUUGAAACAAACUCGGGAGAAAAAAGGAGUACAUGAUAUAACAUGCAAAUAAAAACUAAUUUGUUGCAAACAGGAUUUACGCAUAAUUCUUAUGUUAAGUCUAUACAUUCUGAUGUGAGAUAGAUAGAUACAUAUGCCAGGAUAUAGAGCAAACUCAAGUUCGUCGAUUUAAAUUUUAGUUUAGUGCAUCUUGACAAUUCAUGUGUAUUCAUUAUUAUUACAAAUGUUCAUAAUUGUUAUACUCCCACUUUUAAAGGUAGCAUCGUAUAAAGUAGGUGUGAGCAUGUGUGACAUUAUACACUUUAAGCAUAUAAUAAUCUUAAUGUUUAUACAAGAUCUACAUUUAUGUUAAAUUUGACUUUACUGCAUGCAUAAUUUGUGAUGGAAUUGUGUAAUAUUGCUUAAUUUUUUACAUACACUACGCAAAGUUGGGAUUUUUUCUUUAAAAAUUUGUUUCAAUAUGUUAUCUCAUACAACUUCGAUCACACCUAAAAUUCAGCUCAAUGUCACGCUAUUAGAACUACUCUCACUUAGGUAAGCAGUAACUGAUCAAACAUGUUUACAAUUAAAACUGCUUUCGUCCUGUAGAUCCUGCAUGAGCAUCACAAGCCGGGAACCAAUCAGUUCUAGCCUCAGAGCAGGUAGCAUUCAGCUUUUCUAUAACGAAGAUGUGUUUAUUACUUACCAGACUCAACCCUUUUCCGUGAGCUCAACUCUCAAUACUGUUUAGUACCAAAACACUGAGGGGCUCAUUGUGCCAUUUAUCUAUUAAAGCAUUGAAACGAA
Mercenaria mercenaria is the source of this 2012-nucleotide messenger RNA. RefSeq names its product failed axon connections homolog. The coding region runs from base 244 to 1107 and encodes 287 amino acids. The record is from RefSeq and is a predicted model, not a curated record. Lineage: Eukaryota; Metazoa; Mollusca; Bivalvia; Venerida; Veneridae. The transcript has 6 exons. Gene Ontology annotation, cellular component: cytoplasm.